CCGACCUUUCCAGAUCAACAUCCUCUCAACCGCCCCAGAGCGAACGAAAACAUCGAUAUGGCUCCCAAACCACCUUCCGCAUCGAAGAAUAACCCGAAAGCCCGCAAGUCUGCCACCGCAGGACCUUCUACCUCAAAAUCGAAGUCGGCAAAACGCCCUUCAUCCAAACAAGUAAAGACAAGACCAGGCUCACAUUCAAACACCGGCUCGUCGAACGCAAAGACGUCGAAAAAGCACGCACGAACGUACACAGACAAAGAACUCGGCCUGCCAACCUUGAACAUGAUUACCCCCGUCGGUGUGCAGAAACCCAGCGGGAAGAAGAAGGGCAAGAUCUUCGUUGACGACAAGGAGAGCAUGAUGACAAUCCUGGCGAUGGUCAACGCCGAGAAAGAGGGACAGAUUGAAAGCAAAAUGAUGAAGGCCCGGCAGAUGGAGGAGAUCCGCGAGGCCAGGCGGGCAGAGAUGGAGAAGAAGAAAGAGCACAAGCAGCAGGCGCUGGAGGAAGUCAAGAAGGGGUUGAAGAAGGGGAAGAAAGGCAGCGACAAGGAGCUGCAGGCCGAGAGAGAUGUCCCGAAAGAGAAGAAGAGCAAGAAGCGCGUUUCAUUUGCGUGAAUGUGAGGGAGAAAAGGCUUGGAAAGAGACUUUAUGGCUCUAUGCGUCUAUGAGGUCUAUGACAGUCUAAUGCUGUGCUGGGAUGUGCAUUUUCCUCCUCAUGGGCUCGAACACUGGCUUCAGGGGAUCUCUUUGCUCUCGAGAUAUUUGUCCCUCGAGCUGAGAGCCGGCGGCAUCGGUUUGAGAUAUUGCGUCGAGGUCUAUCUCUCGCGCCAUUGUCUGAAAGAAGACUGUGGUCUGAGGGGGAGAGAUCAACCUGUCAGCUCCACGAAGGAGAAGUAGGUCAGGCUGGGGUGGGACUUACUGCUCUGGCAAACCAUCUUUUGCCGCCGAGUUCGAACCAGCUCAGAUGACCACCCGUUGUUGUGGUGCAUAGUACACCAUAUGGUGUCUGUUGGACUUCUUCUCGAGGCAAGGCUUCGCUUGCAGUCACCUAUCCUGUUAGCAAGGACCGACAUGCGGGAGCGUCGACCCACCGGAUCAUCUUCUGCAUGGAUCGCCAGGAAUGGAACCCUUAUGGCAAACAGAGAGUCAAUGGACGAUGCAUCGCGAUAAUAGGCUCCUUCGGUCGGGUAACCCCACGUUGGGCCUUGCACAUGUCUAAAGCGAUCAGAAACUCGGUGUCAGAAGAGUGGAGGAGGCAUACCGGUCAAAUUCGUGAAGAUACCUGAUCUUGCGGACAACGUCCACAUUGAUCUUGGGGUUGGUGGAGAUUUGGUCAACAUGACUGCAGCCUUUUCAUGCUCUUGCCCAUCGCCGCCGAAUAUGCAUUUCGAUUGAACCACGUUCUCUGCAAGGCGAGACUGCCAGCGUGCAGGUCCCACGGAUUAGACAGUAUAACGGCUGCUUUGAACAAACAGUUGCUGCCUUCUUCGCCGAGAUACUAUACGAAUUAGCACAAAGGGAGGACCAACGAUUCAUACUUACGUUGGUGAGAAUGUUGGCUCCAAGCGAGAAUCCAAUUCCAAACAGAGGUCGAUUGGGAAAGGUCUUUCUC
Exophiala xenobiotica is the source of this 1612-nucleotide messenger RNA. RefSeq lists its product as uncharacterized. Lineage: Eukaryota; Fungi; Ascomycota; Eurotiomycetes; Chaetothyriales; Herpotrichiellaceae. Gene Ontology annotation, biological process: ribosomal large subunit biogenesis; intracellular mRNA localization. Gene Ontology annotation, molecular function: mRNA binding. Gene Ontology annotation, cellular component: preribosome, large subunit precursor; nucleolus. The transcript is spliced from 2 exons. The record is from RefSeq and is a predicted model, not a curated record. The coding region runs from base 58 to 615 and encodes 185 amino acids.